UAUUAGGGACUUUACGUCCAAGAUGGCGGCCUUCUGUGUAUGAGGAAACUGCCAAAACAACUGGGCUUUCAAUCGUCCGUUCGCCCAAUGGAAGCGGGAUUGCACUUUAAACGUGGACUACAACUGGUCUACCAAGAAUAAAAAAAUAGACGCCUCAAAAAGGAACUGAUCAGGCGAGGAUGGCCCUAUUUGACAGGAUACGAAAAGAAUGGUUUAUAAUCGGGAUAGUGCUCGUGAUCACGUUUGCCAAGCUGGAGCCCUCGAUUGGGGUGAAAGGAGGACCCUUGAAACCAGAGGUCACCGUCACAUACAUUGCUGUUUCCGCCAUAUUCUUCAACAGUGGGCUCUCCCUAAAAACAGAGGAGCUGACCAGUGCUCUGAUGCAUGUGAGACUCCACCUCUUUGUGCAGAUCUUCACGCUUACCUUCUUCCCAGUCGCUGUGUGGCUGUUCCUCAAGCUUCUGGCAUUAACUUCCAUUAAUGAGUGGCUGCUCAAAGGUCUGCAGACGGUCGGUUGCAUGCCUCCGCCUGUUUCGUCAGCUGUCAUCUUGACCAAAGCAGUUGGAGGGAAUGAGGCUGCUGCUAUAUUCAAUUCUGCCUUUGGAAGUUUCUUGGGCAUUGUGGUGACACCUCUGCUGCUGCUGCUGUUUCUGGGCUCCUCCUCCUCCGUGCCCUUUACCUCCAUUUUCUCGCAGCUCUUCAUGACGGUGGUGGUUCCACUGAUCGUGGGCCAGGUCUGCCGGCGCUUUGUCAAGGACUGGCUGGAGAGGAGGAAGCUACCAUUUGGCGCAAUCAGCAGCUGUGUGCUGCUCAUGAUUAUCUACACAACCUUCUGCGACACCUUCUCAAACCCAGGCAUUCAGCUGGACCGCUUCAGCCUCGUGCUGGUGGUCUUCAUCAUUUUAUCCAUCCAGCUGAGCUUCAUGCUGCUCACAUUCGUCAUCACAACAAGAAAGAACUCUGGAUUCACACCUGCGGACACAGUGGCCGUUAUGUUUUGUUCUACACACAAAUCACUGACCUUAGGGAUUCCCAUGCUGAAGAUUGUGUUUGAGGGUUUUGAACACCUCUCUCUCAUCUCUGUGCCUUUACUCAUCUACCACCCUGCCCAGAUCCUCCUGGGUAGUGUCUUGGUCCCAACCAUCAAGUCCUGGAUGAUCACCAGACAAAGACCAACUGUUUUAUUGAGAUAGGAAUGUUUUCCAGCACUACAAGAAGCAUUGUGCUGUACAAUUAACGAAGCUGCAGCCCAUCUGACAGAAGAUACCUUCUCGCACAAGCCGAACCAACGGUCUGACCCAAAGCGGCCUAAUCCUAAACCUGCCACCGCCUUGCCUCCGAGCGGAAGUGGGUACCGCUGCUCAAGUGCCUUCUCCCGACCCUCUGGGACACCUCUCACCUCACCUUGGCCUGGCUAGGCUGUUCGAUGACAAACUCUCUCACUUCCUGCAGUUAUGAAACACAUCUUUUUGAUAUCAUAUGCUCAUGUAUGAGUGAUGGGCAACAGUGAAGUGUCUGAUGAGCCCGUACUGUGAACUAACUAGUGGCUCAACACCAAUCGCUUUCACCGUCCUCGGCGCUCUGAUUGAGACAGACUUGUGGCAGGGGAUUUUUUUUAUACCCUUUCUUCUUUUUUUCAUUUUCUACUUUUUUGUCUCUAUAUGACAAUCUCUUCAUCUGUAAAACCAUCACAUCACAUGCAGUUCCUCGCUGGUUCAUGUGACAUUUGGUGGCUUUUGAAAGCUGCAGGCUGGAUGUCUGUGACUGGUCACACCAUGAGCAGACGGUUGUCCCCGUUUGUGAUGCGUUAUUCUGGCUCCUUCUUUUUCCUCAGAAAUUCUGUGACCCUUAAACAAAGCUGCCUGCGACUGGUAAAACAUAUCAAUUCGCUGUUCAAAUAACCCAAACCCUCCCAUAAAAAUUCAAAAUUGGUUCAAAUAAAAGUUUGUUACCCCACAUAGCUUUGCACAGCUCACUGAAUGUAGCAGGAGUUGUUCUAGAGCUCAGGAUGGGAGGACAGAAGGUGUGUCACCUGCCUUUAGUCACUGUAUUUAUAACCUGCUGCACCAGAGCAGCUGGACAUUCCUCCCUACAGCUCUCAGACACGUGAGUCCCUUCGCAUUAAGCAGCAGUAGCAUUAGUGUGUCCCAUUAGAGGUUGCAGCACAGAGGCGAGAGGGAACGCGGCUCAGUGAAAACGGCACUGUGGUACACAGUGUGCCUCCUCACACACUGUUUUAACAACCCCAGGUCAGGAACACUGAGCCUGGAAAAGUGACAUUGUGAUGUUUCUCGUGUCCUUCCGUACAGCUUGUAAUGCCACCUAUUUACUGAAUGAGGCUGUGUUUGUGUAUAAGGCCUCCAGCAACUGUAUGGUCUUCAUCAUGUGAAGAAUGUCAGUCUUUUAUGCAGAAAAAUAAUAGUAAUACUGCUGUAGUGCUAUUAACAUUUAGUAUUCCUAAUUACCAUCUGUUAAAAUAAGCCCAAGUUAUAAGCAUAAAAUUUACCCUGUUUCCACCUUAAAUAUUUGCUCAUCCAGCUUGGGAAGAGAGACAGAAUACAUAGUAUUAUGUAAAAGUAAAGAUGAGUUCUGGUGUUGUUUAGACCUCAGAACGGUUUGCUUUUGAUUGGCACACAAUUCUCUCCUAUUUUCUUUUUUAUAAAAUGUCACAGCCAGAUGAACCUUUUCUUUUUGGGCUGAAAGGACAUCCAUCAUGUAAAUCCAGUUGUUCAGGUGACAGAUGGAAAAAGUCACUUUGCUCUAUUACAUUUUUGCUGUAUAAAGACUACUGCAGAUAAAUAUCAUAACACUGUGAAAAUGCUACCUUUUUUUGAAGAAGAGGACCAGUCUUUGACCUGUCUGUUAAUAUCUAUAUGUGUAUCUGUAUGUAUUUCCCCCAAGGCCACUGUUCAUUGCAGGGAGUACGUGACCAAACAGCCUCCACCAAGCACCUGCCUUAUUUUUUGCCUUUUUUAAAAUUUGUUUAAUUCUUAAUACAUGUGGAUGUUUUGCCUCAGUUUCUCAGCUGAGCCCUGCAGGGGUGCCAUACCCCCCACCGAUUCCAUUUGAACAAGUUAGUAUAAUUAUUUCAUAAGAAGUCUGUCAGGUUUAAACUUCUUUUGUGCCGUUAGUUUUUUAAGACCAGGGAGGGUCGGGUUCAAUGGAGGAGCAGUGGUCCAGCCUGGCGACGAAAGAUAAGCGUGAAAGUCUGCAUCCAAGAAGGCCCUUCCGUGUCCAUGCAGCGACCGGUGGGCGAUGGGAUAGACUCGUCGCACCUCUCCUGCAAGGGGCGCUCUCGUGCACAGCGUGUCUGUGCACAGGUGAAAAACGCUUGGUUUGCGCUCCGUUUACAAGUAAGGAUCUCUGGGCUCCACCUGUAUGUGGUGUCAUGGUGCUCGUUGGAAAAAGACACUUAUUAAAUGUUCCCCUCUAAUUCACAGUGCUGGUUCUGCAAGGAUGAUUCAGUUAAACACCGGUGCCAACAGGCCUGUUUGGGCUUUUAUGUGUUUUUACGCUUUCAUGACACCGUCUAUUCAAGGAAUCAGCUUUUUGGAUCCACCUUGAACUUGCACUUCCCAUUUGACUGUUUGUGUAAAAACAUUCCUGCUAAUACAUUCCUCGUCUGUAAGCCCGUCUUAAAGAAUUCACAAUCCUACACUUCACACCUUAUUCUUCAGAGGGGCUCGGUGAAAAGUCAUUUCUUCUAUGUAUGUUUGUUUGUUUGUAUGUUCCUGAACGGACAAUGUACUUCCAGGAGACUCAUAUGAGCGGUUGUUUUUGCACUAAGCCACAGAAAAGUGUUACUUUGGCUGCUAGUGUGUGUGACAGAAACUCAGUGUUUAUUUGGUCACGCACAUACGUCUUUCUCACCAGUACUGCAAAACUUCUAAGGAUGGAAAGAUUUAGAAUGUACUGUUUAAGAACAUAAAAGGCCGCAGCCACCAGCUAGUUUCUACUGUAAUUAUGAAUUACAGAUAUAAAAUGUGGCUUAUUUCCUGAUUAUGGAUGUUCCCGAGUUUCACCCAAAUGCUCAAACCAAAAGACCCCAUGGACUC
Messenger RNA from Scleropages formosus (Asian bonytongue), 4055 nucleotides. It is a transcript of the gene slc10a7, whose product is annotated as solute carrier family 10 member 7. The record is from RefSeq and is a predicted model, not a curated record. NCBI's taxonomy places the organism in Eukaryota, Metazoa, Chordata, Actinopteri, Osteoglossiformes, Osteoglossidae. Gene Ontology annotation, cellular component: plasma membrane. The transcript is spliced from 13 exons. Bases 180 to 1193 code for a protein of 337 amino acids.